AUGCUUAAACUCUUGGAAUCGAAUGAGGCAAAGAGCGCUUUUCUCUAUGCCGGCGCAUCGUUGUGCACGCAUUUGAUCGCAAAAGUGGUCGUGAAUCGUCUCUUCUUCGAUUACCCGAUCGUGAUUCUCAUGCUACAACAUGCUGCCGCAUUAUUGUUAAUCGAAGUUGCAAGGGUGACUUCUUUGAUCAAAUUGACACCAUAUUCGUUGGAUCGAGGAAGGCAUUUGUUCCUUCCAUCAGUCUUGUUAUCAGUUUCCUCAUGGCUAUCUGUGGCCUCAUUGGAGGGAAUCGGGAUGCCCGUUUUCGACUCGGUUAAAAGAAUGACGGCGAUUUUCGUCCUCGUCGGCGGUGGUUUCGUGCUGAAGAGGAAUUGGAGUGAACAGAAAAACGCGCUCUCGAUUGUCGUCAUCUCGUUGGCCACCGCACUCACAGUGAACUUCGACUUGAACAUGGAUCGUUUCUCGUUAUUCUAUGGCCUCAUCGCAGCGAUCACACAAGCGAUCGCCUAUCUUCAGCUCGAGGUCUUGUCAGCGACUUUCCCUCCCAUUGAGCUCCUCUACAUGCACUCGUUCAACUCGCUCGUUGUUUUCCUUCUAGCCGACGUGAUUCAGGACGAGGUUCGCGAUGCUUUUAUGUACAUGAUGACAUCAGCCAACGGUCUCUUCACAUGUCUUCUUUUGAUCCUCCUCAUCUCCGGCCUUUUCCUCAACUUCACAAUGAUGCACUGUAUCUCGACGAAUGGCGCGUUGACCACAGCGAUCACGUCGAACAUCCGAGCGGCGAUUCAGAUCAUGAUCGCCUAUUACUCAUGGGUCCAUCUUUUCUACGAUGUCAUGCCGACUUUCAUUCAUUGGAUCGGUCUUUUCUUGGCACUUGGUUUCGCUGUGGUACUCUACCGGAAACCGCGAAACGGAUACUCGAACGAGAAAACCUAUACGAAUUUAGCU
Molecule: messenger RNA, 948 nt
Organism: Mesorhabditis belari
Lineage: Eukaryota; Metazoa; Nematoda; Chromadorea; Rhabditida; Rhabditidae
Source: the annotation of a GenBank genome assembly